Adineta ricciae is the source of this 636-nucleotide messenger RNA. Lineage: Eukaryota; Metazoa; Rotifera; Eurotatoria; Adinetida; Adinetidae. The record is from the annotation of a GenBank genome assembly.
AUGGUUCAGAUUUGUAUCGAAGAACCGUCGUGUUUAUUUACGAUUCGUGUCACGACAUACGAAGCGUUGAUUCAAGCGAUUGUUCGUCGAGUGAAAACAACGAAAAUUCUACCGUUGUAUUACUUCGAUAAGAAGACGAAUGUUUAUGUUCAGUUAGAUGAAAAUGAUGUCCGUCCGUUUCAACGUACUACGCAUGUCAAAAUCCGGUUAGGAAAGAAACAAUCUGCACCAUAUGAAGGUGAAUUAAAUGAUGAAGGAGAAAAACAUGGAUAUGGAAUGUAUCGUUGGUCAAAUGGUCGAACUUAUGUUGGACAAUGGUAUAGAAAUCAAAUGGAUGGAGAUGGAGUCGAAUCUUGGCCAAAUGGUUCGAAAUAUCAAGGACAAUUCAGAGGUAAUAAACGACACGGACGGGGAACGUUUACUUGGGCAGAUGGUCGACAAUAUAUCGGAGAAUAUCGAAAUGAUUAUCGACAUGGAUAUGGAAUUUGUACAUUUCCAAAUGGUUAUAAAUAUGAAGGACAAUGGUGGCAAGGAAAGAAACAUGGACGAGGAAUUGAGAUUUUUCCGGAUGGACAUCGUUAUAAUGGAGUUUUUCAAGAUGAUAAAUCACUUGGACUUGUUUCAGAAGAAAGUUGA